This is a messenger RNA of Aspergillus tanneri, 1578 nucleotides long. RefSeq names its product histidine phosphatase family protein. Lineage: Eukaryota; Fungi; Ascomycota; Eurotiomycetes; Eurotiales; Aspergillaceae. Gene Ontology annotation, molecular function: acid phosphatase activity. The record is from RefSeq and is a predicted model, not a curated record. The transcript is spliced from 3 exons. The coding region runs from base 1 to 1578 and encodes 525 amino acids.
AUGAUGAACCUCGCGUUGUGUCUGGCUUUGGCCGGCGUGGGCGCCGCUGCUCCCCAUGGCUCGUCCACCUCUGCGGCCGCCGCGCCCACAGGCACCAGCUUCGCUUCCGGGUUCGAAAUGACCAAGAGUUGGGCCAAUCUCAGUCCUUACAAGAACGCUGACGGCUUCGGAGUGCCCAAGGGAGUGCCGCAGGGCUGUGAACUGUCGCAGGUCCAUGUCCUGCACCGUCACGCCGAGCGAUUCCCCACCAGCAAUCCGCUGGACGGCGCCGGAAUGAGUGACUUUGCUUCUAAGCUGGUUAACUACACCAAGGCCCAUGGAACAUCCGUCGCCAAGGGACCGCUGAAGUUCCUGAACAACUGGGAGUACGUGGUGGGCGAGAACACGCUGAUGGAGAAUGGCGCUGCCACGGAGGACACCUCCGGUGCCAACUUCUGGGUCAAGUACGGGCGUCUGCUGUAUCGUGCCGACCGCGAUAAUGUCGCCGCCUGGAACCAGUCCUUGAACGUGUAUGCCAAUGGUACAGCCCGGCCUAAGCCGGUCUUUCGCACCACCUCGCAGGGUCGUAUCCUGGAGAGUGCGCGCUGGUGGCUCAGUGGAUUCUUCGGCAACAGCAGUGCUCACAACUCCGAAGAUCAAUAUGAUCUGGUCAUCAUCCCAGAAACCACAGGAUUCUUCAACAACACUCUUGCGUCAUAUGUGUCUUGCCUGGGAGACAAGACGGCAGGUGAUGAAUCGGCCAAGUCAUUCAUCGAGCGAUACACAGAGACAGCCAAAUCGCGAUUGUCGCAAUACCUUCCAUCAGACUACAAUCUGACCGCGUACGACGUACUGGCGAUGCAGAACCUGUGCGUAUACGAGCAGACGAGUCUGGGUGGCUCAUCCUUCUGCUCGCUUUUCACAGAGCAAGAAUGGAAAGACUUCGCGUACAACGUGGACAUCCAAUACUACGGCAAUUUUGCCUUUGGCUCCCCCACUGGUCGUGCGCAGGGGAUUGGCUACGUUCUGGAACUCGCUGCGCGACUGGAAGGAAAGCUGAUCCAUUCGAGCGAUACGAGCAUUAACUCGACGUUUGACGAUAACACGAAGACGUUCCCGAUGGGACAGCCAUUCUACAUGGACAUGUCCCAUGACGAUAUCCUCCUGUCUGUGAUCACGGCUCUGGGUCUGGAUCAUUUCAAGUACGGACCGGAAGGACUUCCAAGCGAAGUAGACCACGCCCUGUCGAACCGUACGUUCGCGUUGAAUGACUUGACUCCGUUCGGGGCGCGUUUCAUGUCUGAGAUUUGGAGCUGCCCGAGCGAUGUGUCGUUCCAGAACUUGGACCCUAUCCUUUAUGUGAACCCGCGGUUGGAGGACAAGGAUACGAAGCAGUAUAUUCGGUUCCUGCUGAAUGAUGCGCCGUUGCCGUUGAAGGGUCUCAAGGGCUGUGACGGCUCGAAGAAUGGGUUCUGCCCUGUCGAGGGAUUCCUCGGUGAUGUGCAGAAGCUCAAGGAUAAAGCUGAGUACCAGUUUGCUUGCUUUGGGGAUUAUCCUCAUGGUAAGCAGGUCGGAGACGGCGUGCCUGAGUCGGAUUAA